CCGGGCAUAUCGAUAGCCGGUGUCACCGUUUACGGCGGUAUUGGCAACGAAUGGCACUACGAGUUAGAACUGCUCGACUAUAGCGGCGGCGGUGGCGCUCAAGUGCCGGACGAUAGGCCGCCGACGCUCCGCGACGGUCAGUCGCAUCCGUGGCGUACCGUCGAGUUGGCGAAGGGUUCGUACAGUUUUGAGGACAAGUCGACCGACGUUUGCGAAAUCAAGUUCGAGCGACCGGUUCUUAUUGGACCUAAUGUUAAGUACGCCAUCCGACUCAAGAAUCACGGCCCGCGCACUAACAACGGCGACGCCGGACUCACGCAUAUCAGAGGGCCCGACAACACGACCUUCACGUUCAGCGACUGUUCCCUAAGCUUUAACGGCACGAAUCACACGAGAGGACAAAUACCACAACUCCUAUACUAUAGCGCUCCGCAAUCACUGAACUCGGAUUCCAACUACUAUUUGAUGAACGAAGAGAUUCCCCGGAAGAAUGCGAUUGCCAUCACUGAGAGUGUGAUAGGAAUGGCAAUCGAACUGUUAAUUCAGGCCCAGGAAUGUCCCACAUUUGAUCUCAUUUGGAAGAUAUCGUCAUCGCUUCUCAUCAAGAAGUUGUUGCCAUCGGUUUUGGCUUAUUUGUCGCCCAUUGUCUCAUCGGAUCCCAAGAACGCCACACAAAUACUAUCAAUAAUUAGAAAAUUGUUACCAUUAAUUGUGUUUCUCAACAAAUCCAAUGACUAUUGCGUUCCUAAUCGUUCAUUAUCUCCAUUACCGCCGUCCAGUCCAACAGUGACCACAUCCAGACAUUACGCCACUGUAGAGAGCGAUCAUCCGUACAAAUCGGCCACUGUUUGCAACUAUUUAGUCAAAUUCGCGCCGACAGUCAAGUGGAUGUGCAUCGACUUUGACAGCCGGUGCGCCACCGCUCAGCCCGAAGACACUCUCCAGAUAUAUAUUCCCGAAUACAGGGCCACGAAGUGCUGGGAGUCGUCAAAAGUGACCAAAUUUCACGACAACAACAAGUGCUUAUGGCCUGUGCUUAAGAAGUUCAACGGAAAGCCCAAUACGUGGCCAACCAAUUGGGUUGUGAUUCCGGGCAAUGAAGUUGUCUUCUCUUUAGAGACCGCUUCCGAUUACGUCAAAGAAGACAAAUCUCUUUAUUACGGCUUUAGAGCCCAAGUCGUCGGUUACGAGAAUCCCAUAACCGAAGGCCUAUAUCUCGGACUCCAGUACUUGGAACAGGAGUUGACAUAUCUGUCGGGCGUUUGCGUCAAAACAUUACUGAAGAAGAAUCUCGUUUUACCACAAAUUGUCACCGAAAGCGAAGCCAACUACGAGUCGGCGCUCCAGACAUUCGACUCGCACUCAAGUCUCUUGAGUCGAGGUCUGGCGCUGUCGCGGCCGAUGACCGCCACCGAAGCGAUCGACGGCGUCGUCCCGUUGGCCAACGAACACCCGUUUCUCAAAGACUUCUUAGCCCUAACGCCGGGCACUUCGGGCGCACGACUGGCCAAAUGGUUUCAAUGCGAAUCUGCACUGCAGUUGCGGAACGAACACCCGUUUCUCAAAGACUUCUUAGCCCUAACGCCGGGCACUUCGGGCGCACGACUGGCCAAAUGGUUUCAAUGCGAAUCGUUUGUCGAUCCGAAUCAGUGCGAAGUGCACUGCAGUUGCGGCACCGAUCAGGAGCUACAGUGCGGUUGGCCUACCGUUAUAACAGUGAUAACGCGGGACCAGUACUCCAACAUUGUUAAUGUGCCGAAUCUGAAAGUGGAGGUCAGCGCUCAGCCCUUCAAAAACAACUCCAACAACAGUCAGUCGGCGCCGGAGAACGGCGGACAGGGAGGCAGCGGCACAGCGGGUCCGCCCGUGCAGACUGUCAACUACAGCAUCACCGCCAAAGACAAGGUGUUCUACCACGCGAUCACCAUGAUGAAACAGUUUGAGAACUACUCGUUCGAAGAGCUGCGGUACGUGACACCCGUGAAGAGACCCACCAUCGAGACAAUGCUCGUCCGGAGUAACAGCGACGGCACCUAUACGGCCAACUGGACGCCCGCCUCCACCGGUUGGUAUCAGCUGAAGAUCACUGUGGAU
Molecule: messenger RNA, 2094 nt
Organism: Medioppia subpectinata
Lineage: Eukaryota; Metazoa; Arthropoda; Arachnida; Sarcoptiformes; Oppiidae
Source: the annotation of a GenBank genome assembly